Alnus glutinosa is the source of this 1389-nucleotide messenger RNA. RefSeq names its product eukaryotic translation initiation factor 3 subunit I-like. Gene Ontology annotation, cellular component: cytoplasm; eukaryotic translation initiation factor 3 complex, eIF3m. The transcript is spliced from 8 exons. Gene Ontology annotation, biological process: cytoplasmic translational initiation. Bases 186 to 1166 code for a protein of 326 amino acids. NCBI's taxonomy places the organism in Eukaryota, Viridiplantae, Streptophyta, Magnoliopsida, Fagales, Betulaceae. Gene Ontology annotation, molecular function: protein binding; RNA binding; translation initiation factor activity. The record is from RefSeq and is a predicted model, not a curated record.
UUAAAAAAGCAGGCUUCAAAUUGGAUGCGCAGCCCACUUGUGAAGCAAAUCAAAACCGGCUACAUCACAUUUAAAUCCAAAAACCUUCGGAAACCUUCUGAGCUUCAAGUAUCCUCCACCUGCGAAACCGACUGCAUCGACCUUCAAAAACCCUAGGUUCUCAUCUUUGGAACUCUGCGUGAAAGAUGAGGCCGAUUUUGAUGAAAGGCCAUGAAAGGCCGUUGACAUUCUUGAAGUACAACCGGGACGGGGACCUCCUAUUCUCGUGUGGGAAGGACCACGACCCCACCGUCUGGUUUGCCGACAAUGGCGAGCGCCUCGGCACCUACCGCGGCCACAACGGCGCAGUCUGGUGCUGCGACGUCUCAAGGGAUUCAAUGAGGCUGAUUACAGGGAGCGCAGAUCAGACGGCGAAGCUGUGGUCAGUUCAGUCGGGGGAGCAAUUAUACUCCUUUAAUUUCGGUUCUCCGGCUAGGGCUGUGGACCUCGCCGUCGGGGAUAAGCUCGCCGUCAUUACCACCGAUCCCUUCAUGGACUCGCCUUCUGCGAUUCACGUUAAAAUUCUCGCCCGAGACCCCGCUGACCAGACUGGUGAAUCUGUUCUUACCAUCAAGGGCCCUCAGGGAAGAAUUAAUAGAGCUGUUUGGGGUCCUUUGAACAGGACCAUCAUAAGCGCUGGAGAAGAUGCUGUGGUUCGGAUAUGGGAUUCCGAGACAGGAAAACUGCUUAAAGAGUCAGACAAGGAAUCUGGCCACAAAAAAACAAUUACUGCACUUACAAAAUCUGCAGAUGGUUCUCAUUUCCUCACUGGUUCGCUUGAUAAAUCUGCUAAACUUUGGGACAGCCGAACUUUGACACUUAUCAAGACGUACUUGACCGAACGUCCAGUCAAUGCAGUUGCAAUGUCUCCACUUCUUGAUCAUGUGGUGCUUGGAGGUGGUCAGGAUGCAUCGAAUGUCACAACUACUGAUCAUCGUGCUGGAAAAUUUGAGGCUAAAUUCUUUGAUAAGAUUCUUCAAGAAGAAAUUGGAGGUGUGAAAGGGCAUUUUGGACCAAUAAAUGCUCUGGCAUUCAACCCCGAUGGGAAAAGUUUCUCAAGCGGAGGUGAAGAUGGUUAUGUACGGUUACAUCAUUUUGACCCCGAUUACUUCCACAUCAAGAUCUAGAUUUGGAGUGGAGCAUAUAUUAAAGUUAUAAUCGAGCUUUGGAGCGGAUUGAAAGUAGACUUUAAUUUAUUUUCCAUGUUCACCAGUCAUUUCUUUUUUUAUUUUUAUUUUUAGGGUGGGUGUUGGAUGAAACAAUGCUUAAUAUUUUGCUUGUUUCAAAACAGUUUUGUAGAAGAUGUAAUAUUCUAUCUACAUGAGAAUGAAGUGCUGUGAUGUAUCUCAA